AUGGCGAUGCCAAAGGGGGGAUUUUUAACUGUUCUGUUUUUCCUACUAUGUAUUGCCCACUGGGAUGGGGGAUUUCCUCCCCCGGACAGGGACUGCCGACAGAGUUGUCCAAAGUUGUGUCCAACCGAUGGGGAAAGCUACACGUGGGGUAUAUGGCCACGUAGUUCUGUCCCCAUGAUGAAUGUUAAAGGAAGAAGUAUUGCGAGUGGCUUUUACGCAACAGGGAAGGUCAUAUAUGGGUUGAAGGAGGAAAGAAACUUUAGUGUGUAUGGAGAUUUCUGUUACAGUAGAAGUCGACAUACAAUGGGAAGAAAUGGAGUGCUUAUUGUGACAAGUUCGUAUAUCCCCAAUACUAAAUUGUUAAUCCUGAAGAAGGUGGAGGAAGACAUUAACAACUACAUGAAUGGGAAGAACGGAAACAGAUGUGCAGACUUAGAGAGGAAAGCCUUGUUUGUGCACCCCUUUGAUAAUACCCCCGAGGGGAAUUUACCGAAUUCGUAUUCCCUUUAUGAAGAGGAUAUCGGUGACAAUUUGAAGGAUACCCCAUUGAAUUUUGUCCUACUCGCUUGUGGACGCCACGUGAAGAAUGCCUACAAAAUUGAGUUCCGAAAUAAUGCGCACUUUUUGAGGAAUCACUUUUCUUGCGAGGAUCAGGGGCUCAUCGAGAUCCACUUUCUCCUGGUGGUCAUCUUAGUUGUCCUCUCCCUUGCGUACAAAUCGAGGCAAGAUUCAUUGAGGGGAGCGCACAGUGCCAUGAAGGAAGGUAUCCACAUGUCAGUGAUGUUUUUUGUCCUCUCUAACCUAUGCUACCUCAUACAUAUAUUCUUUUACGCAUUCGACGGGACAGGGUUAACCUCAUUAAAGGUGCUCAGUCAGAUGGGUGAAUCCAUAUACGACUGCUUCGUCAUGACCAUCAUUUUUUACAUUAUGUGUUGCACAAUGGAUAGAGAGAAACGAAGGAAAGAUACCUUCCGAACUGCGCUCAAUUAUGGUGUCCUAAAAUUUUUAUACCUUCUGGUGGAAAUGCAAAACCAGGAAGACUUGAAUCUCUACGCAUCUUUGCAUUCAGUUGUAGCUCUACCUUUUGUGCUUUACCGCGUGAUCAUAGCAGCAACGAUUUACAGAAACUACAAGCGACUGCUGAUGGAGAAGACUUCAAGGGAGGAAACCUUCUUCAUCUCGCUUCACAUGUUUUUAUACAACCUCUGGAUUUUGUCCAUCCCGGCAUAUUACCUGCUGAUGAGCAGAGCUUCGAUCCAUUUCACCCACCUGUACGUGCACUUUUUGAAUCUUCUUAUUUUGAUAUAUUUGGUGCAUAUCAUUUCGGAGAAGAAGUACGAAGUCAUGGAAUCCAGGCAUCCCUACUUGGAUAUGGAGUGA
This is a messenger RNA of Plasmodium knowlesi strain H, 1380 nucleotides long. RefSeq names its product serpentine receptor, putative. The coding region runs from base 1 to 1380 and encodes 459 amino acids. Lineage: Eukaryota; Apicomplexa; Aconoidasida; Haemosporida; Plasmodiidae. The record is from RefSeq and is a predicted model, not a curated record. The transcript is spliced from 7 exons. Gene Ontology annotation, biological process: response to pheromone; G protein-coupled receptor signaling pathway.